Molecule: messenger RNA, 3386 nt
Organism: Papaver somniferum (opium poppy)
Lineage: Eukaryota; Viridiplantae; Streptophyta; Magnoliopsida; Ranunculales; Papaveraceae
Product: BTB/POZ domain-containing protein FBL11-like
Exons: 17
Coding region: 144-2360 (738 amino acids)
Biological process (GO): SCF-dependent proteasomal ubiquitin-dependent protein catabolic process
Cellular component (GO): SCF ubiquitin ligase complex
Source: RefSeq, a predicted model, not a curated record
UGGUUCAUUAGUGCCUCCACUAAGAAGUGGCUUCCCUCAGCCCCAAUGGAUUUAGAAUUUAUUCUCAAGAGUUGGGAAUUCAGCUUUGAUCAUGUGGUGGACUUCAUGCCGGAACAUUGCGCAGCAUAUCUAGCACAGAAUUUAUGGAGACAGCAUCUUCUAUAUCUUUCGUCAAUAUGCCAUAUGAGCUGUUACAGCGUUGCGUGGAACACCCUUAUCUUAAUGUCCAAAGCUAUUCAUUCCUAGCCGAAGCUAUGUUGGUAUGGCUAGACAGUAAUAAGGCAAGAGGCCAAUGUUCUGAUGGCCAGCUUAGAAUUCUAAAUCAGGUUCGCCUGAACCUUUUGCCUCUAGAUUUCACAGCAGGUGAAAGAAAAAACUCUUGCUUCUCAAACCUCGCUGAACAGAGCAUUACAGCUGUGAUAAACAUGAUAAAGUGUUCACCCACGAGACACACAUUCAAUGAUGCGAAACUAAGCAAUCUCAAGAUUCGCCUUAUCGGAUGCGCUGAGAAAGUAGAUGUUUCAGGGUGUCCUCAAAUGACGUUGUCAGCCCUACUGUUUUCUCUCAUGCCAUCUCUUCCCAGCAUGGGACCCACUAUUGCAGCCGAGAUUGAAGCCUGCAUUGCUGAUGUUACCAAGUCAAACAUGAUAUCGAAGUUUCCAACUUCAGCAUUUCUGGCCGUACAAGAAGUUGAUAUUUCUCGAUGCCCACGGCUUUAUCUUGAAGCUGCAAUUGAGUGUUUCUCGAAGUCCUUCCCGUCAUUGAGAAGGUUGACAGUUUCUCACUAUUUCGAGUUCAAGAUGCGCUCAUUGUUUCACUUGGUAAAGAAGUGCCCUUUAGUUGAGGAAAUCGACAUUAGUGUUGAUGUUGGUCCGGCAACGCCGAAUCUGAAACCGGUGCAACAAUCUAUGGAUGUGGUGGCUGAUGUCAGUGGUUCUUCAUUUCUCAGGCCAGGAGAAUUAUUAUUUUCUUCAAAUUUAAAGAAAUUGAAAUUAGAGAGUCGCUGGGAUCUCACUGAUUCCAGUCUCCUUUGUAUAUCAGCAUUUUAUACUUCCCUGUCGUCCCUAAGCCUUAAGGGGUGCACAGCUUUAACUGAUGCAAGGAUUGCAACAAUAAUAUCCAAAUGCUGUAAACUUCGGUACCUCGACCUGUCCCAUACCAAAUUUGGAAAAUUAUCGAUUUUGGCACUUGUUUCUGAUGGCGUUCCACUAGCUGAAGAAAUCGGGUAUUCCAGAUCACUGGCCUUUAGCCUUGAAGAGCUGAGCAUCGAAGGCACAGGGGGGGAUGCUGAAUCCAUUAAACUGCUUAUGAGUGCCACUUUCUCAGUUAGGGUGAUGAAUUUGAGCAAGACCUACCUUGACGAAAAUGCUCUUGACGAAUUCUUAGGAUCUUUCCUUACAAAUCUUGAUAUUUCGGAUACUAAGGUAUCUGGAGUUUCUUUAACUCGGAUUAUCCAAAGAAAUCCAAACUUGAGAAUUUUGCUAGCAAGGGGUUGCGAGAACUUAGAAGGAUAUGAUCAGCUUAAUAAAGAGCUGUGUAGAAAUGGUUUAUUGGAAGAGUUAUCAAUCGGAAGGAGAUUUGGCGCCAACUCUGUGGAAUUUCUGGGACCCUCUAUUAAAGCCUUAGCAGUUGGGCGUGGUGCAUCCUUGGAUGAGCAAGAUCUUAUGAAGCUACCAAAUAUUUGUCCAUCACUCAAGUCGCUACGUCUCAGCGAUCAGGUGCUAUUGGGUAAUCUGAUCAUUGGUCUUCUAAGUUCGUUAACGUCUCUUGAAAUAUUAAGCCUGGGCUACUGCAAUGGAGAGUUAACUCCAGCUAUCUUCUGCAGCUCAUUGGCAAGCAUAAAAGUCCUGAAUUUAGAAAAGGUAGCUCCUCGGAUGACAAAUGAUGACCUAGACAACUUGACUCAAACCUGUAAAAGCUUGGUCGAGCUUUCUUUAACUGGAUGUCCUGAGCUCAAUAUAGAUUCUCAGCGAAUUAUUGCAUGUGGAUGGCCUUGUCUACGCACCCUCCAUUUGGAGGAAUGUGGAUCCAUCACAUCAGAGGGGGUAUCAUGGUUGUAUACCUGCAAAGCGCUCGAGGAUCUUUUACUGCGCCAUAACGGUUGCGGGCUUCUAAGUGACUUUAUUCCGGUAGCUUCUUCGGAGUUGCCAAUGCUUCGUAAAGUUGCCUUGGAUCUUUGUGAUUCAAAACAUUAUAACUUCAAUAUCCACGGUUUUGCACGUGAUUCUAUGGUGAGCAUCGUAACAGUGACAAAAUGUAGCGCCGAAGCAUGUCGAGGAAAGGCUGUGCACGAGGUUACCAUGGUUAUGGAGUAUAGUUCCAAUGGCAGCAAGAGCACAACUCUUAAAGGAAGAGUAUAGAUGGAAAUAUCUGCUUUCUGAAUGCUGUGUAUAUACAUAAUGCUAGUUUUUUCUUUACUCAUUGAUGUGUAUAAAUAUUGCUGUGUAAAUACUGUUGUUUAGUGAGGUGGGUUAUUCCAUAAACUCCGUGGAAUUUACCCUAAUUAGGUGUUACUAAGAUAACAAAACAAACUGCUGUCCUAUUCUGUUCUGUUUCUUUGGUUUAGGUUCUGUCAACCUGAUAUAUCACUGCAGAUACUAGUAACUUUCUGUAUGCUCCUGAGAUAUUGUUAGACAUCUCAAAAAGACGGUAUUUCAUAUAGUAGAUCCGAGUAAUUCAGAUUUUGCCAAUAUUGUGCCCAUUCUCCUUGGUCCAUCUAGUCUAAUCUAACAAAUACAAAGAAAACACCUAUUUUUGACUGGAGAGUUCCUCUGCUAUCCCUCGCUUACUUUUUUAAUCUCUCCUUCUUGACUUAAAAUUCUGUGUUCUUCUCAAGCAUUCGUCAACUUUUAACUUCCAAAGAAAAACAUAUCGUUCUCCAGACCAAAACUCUCCGGUCGAAAAUAGGUGUUUUCUUUAUAUUAGAUUAGGCGAGUACUUUUGGCAGGAAAAUGAGGACGCUGUUCUAGUUCUUGAAUUCCUUAGGACUGAUCUUGCCUCUGUGAUCAAAGAAGCUAAGAAGAAUUGGGAAACUGGGCUCUCUGUAGGCGAGAUCAAACGGUGGAUGCUUCAGAUCUUGCUUGGUAUCGAUGCUUGCCAUAGGAGUUUGAUUGUUCACCGAGAUCUCAAGCCUGCAAAUCUUUUGAUUUCAGAGAUGGUGUUUUAAAAUUGGUAGAUUUUGGGCAGAAACUGUGCAUGAUGAUUCAAUGAUCCUUUUAGAGCCAUGUACUGACUGACAGUAUGAAGAACAUCCCUCCUGAGAAAAAUACAACAGGGGAUGAGUGGGUUCUCCAACAGGCAACAGCAACCUGAAAUUGUUGUGGCUACAGAAAAGUCACAGCCAGAAGGUGUUGGAAGUGAUGAGCGAGAAACUGAGUAAAGAAGAU